AUGCCAGACGACGGUCUUGCCGCCCAGCUGCUGCUGAACACAGCGUUAGAUACAGACAAGUUAGACCAUGGUCUCUUGAAUUGUCUCGCUAACGAACAACUUGGCCAAAUUUUCUCAAUCUCAAUCUACCUCGAGUCCAGCGAUUUCCUGAAGAACCCAUUCGCGGGAAGUCAGAAAAUUCAGAGUCGGAAACUCCGAGAGCGGAAGGAGACCUUGAGUCAGGAAACUCAAAAGUAG
Molecule: messenger RNA, 237 nt
Organism: Pseudogymnoascus verrucosus
Lineage: Eukaryota; Fungi; Ascomycota; Leotiomycetes; Thelebolales; Thelebolaceae
Exons: 2
Coding region: 1-237 (78 amino acids)
Source: RefSeq, a predicted model, not a curated record